AUGCUGGCGGCAGCAGCGCUGUGCGCGGCCGCGCUGGGAUGCGCGGCGGGGGCGCGGCUGCUCAGCGCAGUGGAUGUUUCCCUCAGGAGAGGGCAGACGGUUUGCAGGCGUGGGACGCAGAAACCCUGCUACAAAAUCGUUUAUUUCCACGAUGCCUCCCGCAGGACCAGCUAUGAAGAAGCUCACCUGGCCUGCAGAGCUGAUGGGGGACAUUUAGUGAGCAUCGAGAGCCCGGCAGAGCAGAGACUGAUUGAAUCUUUUAUCAGGAGCCUCCUGGCUUCCGAUGGGGACUUCUGGAUAGGGCUUAGGAGGAGGAAGGAGGAGGAGGACAACAGCACAGAGUGUCACAGCUUCUACUCCUGGUCAGAUGGGAGCUCAUCCAAAUUUCGGAACUGGUACGUGGACGAGCCGUCGUGCGGGGCCGAGGUGUGCGUGGUGCUCUACCACCAACCCUCUGCCCCUCCAGGAGUGGGGGGUCCUUACAUGUUCCAGUGGAACGACGACAGAUGCACCACGAAAAACAAUUUCAUCUGCAAAUAUCCCCUGGAAAAGCCAACACAAGCUCCACUAGACAGCUCCCGAAGAGCUGUGGCAACAGAGCCCUGGAAGCCAGAAUUCCCAGAGGAACGCCGGAGGAAAGGUGCCAAUGGAACAGCUGUGGGAGCCAAAGAACCUGCUCAGAGCCUUGCCUACAUCCUGAUUUCCAUCAUUCCUGUGCUGCUUCUCCUGCUGGCCAUCACAAGCAUCUCCUGUUUUUGGCUGUUUGUGAAGAGGAGACAGGAGCUGGUGGACGCGACCCCAAAAAGUGACGGUGCCUGGCUGCCACACCCCAGGAGGGACAGCCCCGGGCUGGACAUCUACAGGGUGAUCAACAAGCAGUCCGAGGCUGACCUGGCUGGGGCCAGGCCUGGCACCAAGAAUUCCUCCUUCCGUGCCCAGGAGGGGCUGGAGAGCCCCUGCAGGGACCCCCAGGACGCCUCCAGCCCUGCCUUGGUGACACUGGCCAGCACAGAGAGUGGCUUUGUCACCAAUGACAUCUACGAGCUCUGCGGGGACCGCGUGGGCAGGAGCAAGGAGUCCACCUGGGUGGACAAUGAGAUUUAUGGAUAUUGA
Molecule: messenger RNA, 1113 nt
Organism: Cinclus cinclus
Lineage: Eukaryota; Metazoa; Chordata; Aves; Passeriformes; Cinclidae
Gene: LAYN
Product: layilin
Exons: 8
Coding region: 1-1113 (370 amino acids)
Molecular function (GO): hyaluronic acid binding
Source: RefSeq, a predicted model, not a curated record